AUGGAAGUUAUGGUGGAUAUCGAGAGUGGCGAAGCAAGAAAUGAAUCUCACACGAAAACCGACUCGAAUUCAGGCAGCAAAUUAGGGAAGAAAACAUUGAACAAGCUCGUCGGUGGGGUAUUGGGAUUCAAGGGACUUGCCGAAAGUGUUGGGCCCACAACAAAUCCCGAUGGCAUUUGUCGGUAUAAGGUGGAUCACGACCCGAUCCAAGUUCCUGCACCGAAAGUUGAGAUAGAGAACAGAAAGGCCGAAAAAUUUAAGAAAGCUCCAAAGCCCCCUCGCCCACCGGGGAACCCGUCUUUGAAUGCUGCUGACAUUCGGCUGAUAAAAGAAAUAUCCAAGAUUGCUACGAAAAAAAGGGAGAGAUUCGAACGAAUAAAAGCUUUUAAGAAGAUGAAAGCGGCUCGAUUGCCACUAUCAUCAUCAUCAUUGUCAUCUUCAUUGUCUUUUUCGUCAUCUUGCAGCACCAUUUCGGCCAUGGUCGUCACGAUUUUGUUCUUUCUACCGCUAAUCUUCCAAGGUCUUGGUGGCAGCACUAGUUCGAAUGAGAGGCCAGCAUGA
Molecule: messenger RNA, 561 nt
Organism: Striga hermonthica
Lineage: Eukaryota; Viridiplantae; Streptophyta; Magnoliopsida; Lamiales; Orobanchaceae
Source: the annotation of a GenBank genome assembly